AUGUCUGCCAGUACUUCUGAAGGAAUCGCCCUCAUUACUGGUUCCUCUCAAGGAAUUGGCAAGGCAAUCGCAAUUCGCCUUGCUUCUGAUGGAUUUGAGAUUGCUAUAAACGACAUACCCGCCAAAUCUCUAACGUUGGAGGCCACGCAGAAGGAAAUUCAAGAAUUGACAGGCAAACGCGCUCUCAUCUGCGUCGGAGAUGUAUCCGUCGAGGAGGAGGUGAAAGGCAUGAUCGAGGAAGUGGUGAAAAGCCUUGGUGGUAUAGACGUUAUGGUAGCAAAUGCUGGAAUCUGUCCUUGCGGUCCACUAAAUGACGUGACUCUUGAUGAGUGGGAACGGGCAUUCGCCGUUAACGUCCGGGGAACAUUUCUGUGCUACAAAUAUGCUAGCUUACAGAUGAUUGCGCAAGGAAGAGGUGGUCGUCUGAUUGGCGCUUCUUCCGGUGGAGGAAAGCAAGGCCAACGACUGAUGGGUUUAUAUUCCUCUACGAAAUUUGCGAUUAGAGGUUUAACACAAAGUGCUGCCUUGGAGUAUGGUAAACAUGGAAUCACCGUCAACGCUUAUUGUCCUGGCCCCAUCGACACUGAAAUGGUUAGAAAAGCUGCGCAAGACGUCGGAGGAGACACGGAGAAAGUUCUGAAAAUGUAUGCACAAAUGUCCGCUGUAGGACGCAUCGGUAACCCAGCCGAUGUCGCCAACUUGGUUUCGUUCCUCGCAUCCAAGCAUUCUGAGUAUUUGACCGGACAAACGAUCAUCAUCGACGGAGGCUUGAUCUUCGAUUGA
This is a messenger RNA of Lentinula edodes (shiitake mushroom), 783 nucleotides long. Its product is annotated as acetoin reductase family protein. Gene Ontology annotation, molecular function: oxidoreductase activity. The record is from RefSeq and is a predicted model, not a curated record. Lineage: Eukaryota; Fungi; Basidiomycota; Agaricomycetes; Agaricales; Omphalotaceae. The transcript is spliced from 9 exons. The coding region runs from base 1 to 783 and encodes 260 amino acids.